AUGUUCCCUUCCUCAGAACGGCUUAUGAAUCUCACCAUUAAAAACAGUCGUCUGAGAGAGUUUCCCUUUGAAUAUCUUUCAAUAUUGCACCACUUGAAUGUACUCAAUUUAGAUGAAAAUAACAUCGAAACAGUUCCGGCUCUCCAGAGCGGCAGCAUCGAGACACUCAACCUCAAACACAAUAAGAUUACGCGAGUGGUGGAAAUAGGAUGGGUGACUCCCAAUCUAAAGAAUCUCUAUCUGUCCUUCAAUUCAUUGGCCUCUGUCCCAGUCCUUAAUAUCAACAGCCUCGAGAUACUCGAUCUUUCGUCCAAUAAUAUUACGAGCGUAGAGGACAACGGAUGGAUCACUCUCAACUUGAGGGAAGUCUAUCUCCAGUCCAAUUCAUUGACAUCAGUCCCAGCUUUCAAGGGAGGCAGCAUCGAGACACUCUCCCUCUCAUUCAAUAAGAUUUCGAGAGUGGAUGUAAACGGAUGGGCAACUCCCAAUUUGAAGAACCUCGACCUCUCCUCCAAUUUAUUGACCUCGGUCCCAGCCCUCAAGAUUGACAGCCUCCUGGUACUCUCUUUAUCAUCCAAUCGGAUUGGAAGAGUGGAUGGAAAGGAAUGGGCAACACUCAACUUGAGAAAACUCUACCUCAUGUCUAAUCCCUUGGUCUCUCUCUCAGCACUCCAAAUAGACAGGCUUGAAAUACUCUCCAUAUCGUUCAAUAAGGUUACUAGAGUGGAUGAAAAUGGAUGGGCAACUCCCAACUUGAAGAAACUCUACCUCCACAAUUAUUGGAUGACCCCGAAUGCAGAUUUGGAGAGCAAUAACCUGGGGAGGCUUAACUUCAAAAGCAAUAAGACUAUGAAAGCAGAUGAAGCCGGAUGGCUGGCUCCCAACGGUAACAAACGGGACAUUCGUCGCAAUCCUCUGCUGAAGUUCCCUUCUUCGGUGAUAACUAGCCUCGAGAAACUGGAAGAAUUCUCUUGUUCGUUCUGCAAUUUCGGACCCACCCUUUCAGGCGGGCUCCUGAAAUUUCAGAGCAAUUCCUUGAAGAUGGUGUCCCUUCAGGACGCCGACAUCUCGAAACUGGAACCAGAAGCAAUCACAGGUCUCAGGACUGACACAAACGUUGACCUCUCUUGGAACAACAUUAGUACGAUAGACGAAAGAAUCUUUAGACCCAUCUUGGAGAAGAUAUCCUCAGGACUUGGGCUCCUCGAUAUACAAUACAAUCCCAUCAAAUGUGAUUGCAAUUUGGCGUGGCUGGCAUUUGCUCCUGUGUUACUGAGCAAAGUCGAGGGAACAUGCGAGAACGGAACUGACUUGAAAGACUUGGACCUGUGUCCCCCGCUUCCUCCGCUCACUCUCAUCCCACCCAGCACUGCACCCGCUGCCUUCCAGGACCCAUUCUCGUCGCUCCUCCUUCUCCCUGUUGUUGGACUACAUAGAGAAGAUGAGACUGGAAACAAAACGGAAUGCUUUCGAGGUGGGAAAUAUCGUACAGGAAGCGUAGUUAAAUAUUUCUGUGCCAGGUAUUACGUUCUCAGGGGUCCACGCUUUCGAACUUGUGGAGAGAAUGAAGAAUGGACAGGACCUGCUCCAUUCUGCGAGCCUGAAUGUGGGAUGAAAAUGCAAGUUGAUACAGGGGGUUGGCGCCCGGUUCACACUGCCCGUGGGAGGGAAGCACCUAUUGGGGAGUGGCCAUGGAUGGUGGCCAUCUACGACAACCAUGAAUUCGUUAAGGACAUUAUUUGUGGAGGGGCUCUAAUUGGAGAACGAUGGGUCCUUACAGCGGCACAUUGCGUCGUGGACUACAAUCCCUUUCAAGUCAGAGACAAGGACGACUACUUAGUCUAUUUAGGCAAGCACUAUCGAAAUGACUCCAAGGACGAUGGAUUCGUGCAAAUCAGGAAGGUGGCUAAGAUCAUCCCGAACAUGGAGAACAAGCGUUUCAAGUUCCGUUCAGACCUCGCACUGUUGAAACUGAACCAAUCCGUCAAAUUGACGAAUGGAGUUCAGGUGGUCUGCCUUCCCACUAAAGAAUACCAGUCUCGGAGCAAUCUACUUCAUGGUGUGAAAGGAUGGUUGGCAGGUUGGGGCGAAGACGCCUCUAAUUUCCCAUCUGAAUUCUUGAGAGAGGUACUACUUUCAGUCCACGCUAGACCUAGUUGUGAAAAUCAAGUUGGAAAAGUCGCAGGAAAAAUUCCCGAGCUCACCGAUAAACUGUUCUGUGCGGGUCAUCAACCAUACCCCGAACCCUCCAGAGAACAUGAGACGGUGUGUAUAGGGGAUUCAGGGAGUCCCAUGACCUUCCAAGCGGAUACCAAGCAGGAGACUAGUCCCUGGGUAGUAGAAGGAAUAUUAAGUCACACUUAUGCCAAGGAGAAACAGAAAUGCUCGGAGAUGGUCCACGGCCAGUUCGGCAUCUUCAUCACUGUCCAUAAGUUCAUCGAUUGGAUCAAGGAGACCAUGGAGAAGAAUGCUGAGUAAAUGUCAACACGCUCCUCAAUUGUGAACUCUAUCCAUGUUUUUCACGUUCUCAAAAGUUCAUUUGUGUUGCUUGAGUCUCCAUUUCUACUGGAAUGGCUUUUCACUUAAAUAAAGGUCC
Messenger RNA from Darwinula stevensoni, 2596 nucleotides. Lineage: Eukaryota; Metazoa; Arthropoda; Ostracoda; Podocopida; Darwinulidae. The record is from the annotation of a GenBank genome assembly.